UGAUGAUAAAGAAGAGAACCAAGUCAAGGAUGAAUAUCAUUCUAUCGUAAUUCCAAUUUUCUUUCAACCAUUUUCUCAUUCGAACUCGAACAUUUUGAAGGUUCUCGUAACACCAUUUUUCCCUUUUCAUCUCUGUAUCUUUGUCUUUCAUCUUUCGUCUUUUUUUUCGUGAUUUUUGACAUAAGGUGAAAGAGAAGGAAGAAUAAUAAUAGUAAGAGUGUGUCAGUGAGAGAGAGAGAGACUUAGAGAGUGAGUGAGAAAGUGAGAGAGAGAGAGAGAGAGUUUAUUAGAUUAUAUUGAGAUCGUUGAAAGUGUCGAGAGAAAAAAAAAAUAAACCUCCACAGUUAACGAAUGGGUUAAUUGUUGAUUCGUUUUCAGUGAUUAGUUGAUUUUCCACCAUCGUUAUCAUCACAACCAUAAUCAUCAUCCACCGGUUGAUUUAAGUGUAUCUUUCAAACUGUUAACGGUAUUGACACAUCCAUUUGAUUGAUCUAGUGUUAGAUUACAAUUUGAUAAACUUUGAUUGUCCAUCUCUUUUAUUGUGAUUUACUUGUUGUUUACUUAUGGAUUCUGGUGUCAUGGUCCCUCCACCACCUCCUCCGCCACCACCUCCAUCCUCAGGAGGAAUGGCUCCACCACCUCCACCUCCACCUCCGCCUGGGGCUAUUGGAGCGGUCAAGAUUCCAAGUUAUCGGGAGGAACUUGAAAAGAAACAACAACAAAUGCAAUUACAACAACAAGCUGAACAACAAUACGCUAAUUUACCUCCACAAUUAAUGAAUACGAUGGCGAAAGACAAAAAACCAUUUACUUAUACUCCAUUAGCAGUUGGAGACAAAGGGAAAUUAGAUUUGAGUCAAAUCAGAUCACCGAGAAUGAAGAAACGUCUAUUGGCAAAUAUGAGAGAGGGUGAAGACGAUGAGAAUAAUAAUAAUACUAAUCAGUCGACAAUUAACUCAUUAAAUGUUAACCAACAACCAGGAACAGUUGAGAGACGAGCCUACACACCGGAAACACCGAGUCUCUCAUUGAAAGAUAUGGAAACCCACCGAGCACUAACUCCAGAUCAACUACCGAUGACAAACAAUUACGAUGUUAAUAACAAUUAUCGUCCAUCAUCAGCAAAUUCACAGAAUCAGGGAAGACAAUCAUUCAAUGUAACAACACCACCGAAACUUGAUUUCACCAAGGAAUUGAUGGCUCGAGCAUCUAAUCAACAGCAAUCAAGCCCAUCAACCGGUUAUCGACCAAAUAAUCAAGGUCAACAAUCACAAAUGUCUCCAGUUGAAUUCGAAGCAGUGGUCAAUGAACAAUUAGAGGGUCUAAACACUGCCCUAAGGUCAGUUAGCCGAUCACCAGAACAAUAUAAGCCGAUCCCUUAUGGACAAACAUCACCAGCAUUUGUGACCACCGGCUGUAAAACAUCAACACCCUCCUCAGGAAACACCACAAGUCCUUUUGCUUUCGUUAACAAUUACACCAAUAGUUCACCAGCAACGGGCAAUUCAUCACCGACCUAUUCAAAUCCCAUAAUAUCAAAUAAUUACAAAGACAAUUAUAGUAAUCAAAACACUAACAAUUACGGAUACAAUUCACCGAUCAAUAUGAGCGGUAGUUCAUCAACAACACCAAUUGGCUAUCAGAAUAACAAUAACCACUUUUAUGGUAAUAGUAACGGUGGCAGAAUCGAAAGUCCAACAAACAAUCAACCCUAUUCAUCAGGCUCUCCGGUGACAAUUAAACAAGGACCUCGAACCUAUUAUUCAGUUCCACCGCCCAAGAAAAUUGAUCUACUCAGAGAGACUCAAGAAAACGAUCCGGCCGUUUAUUCAACACCGACAAAGAUAAUUGGACCUUCACUCCAAGAGCAAUGGCAAUCAAGGAAACAAUAUCAAUCACCAUCACCUCAACAACAGCAACAAUCUCAAUAUUUGGUAAAUCAACAGGCCGCUAAUCCACAGCAACGAUUUUAUGGUUCAAACGAUUUAGAUGAUGAACGAAGUGAACCAAUUCAAUCGAGAUCGUUUAGAGUUUUACAGAAAUUAACUGAAGGAAUUCAAGAUGAAUUGGAUAAUCUUAAAUUGGCUGAACAACAAACUCAACAAGAGCUUCAACAGAGACAAAGACAACCUCAAGCUCAACAACAAAAUCCACAAGAGUGGACACCACAAUGGCGUCGAACCCCGUCCGUUGAAAGUCCACAGCCUCGUUCUCAACAACAAGGGUCACCUUUUGGUCAACAAGAAAUAAUUGACCCUCGUUACAGAGGAUCAGCCAUUCCCAGUAAUUCAUUUAAAUAUCUACAAGAUAUGGUUGGAUUAACGGAUAAAGAAGCUCUUGGAUCACCAUCACCAUCAAGCUACUCGAAUCAACCUCGGCAUCAACAACAAGUAUCAUCACCAUCAUCACCAUUACCACUUUCAUCUCAACAAUUAACUCAACAACAGCAAUCAACUCGACGACAAAUUAGAACUGAAAUCGAAAUACCAAUUAUUAGAGAAAACGAAAUGGUUCCACCCUCUCAACAAACUCCAUUGAAAAGUCCACCUCAAUACACCGGCUCAUCGAUUCCUUCACGAUCCUUCCGAAUGCUCCAAAUGAUGACUGGUGAAGAUCCUUGGAAUGCUAAUAAGACUCUUCCUCCUUAUGGAACUGAUUUCUAACCAUAAUCAUCCUUAAUCAUUAUCCUUCUCCUCCUCCUCCUCCUCUUCCUCAUUCGCAUCCUCAUCUUCUUCCUCUUCUCUCUCACUCUCUCUCUCAUCAUCAUCUUCUCCUCCUUCUCCAUCCAAAUCAAUCGAUGUCUAUUUCAAAUGUUUACUUCUCAUUGUUAUCACCUUAACUCUUUCUGUCUUCAGAAUUGUCACCAUUAAGUGAAUCACUAUUACUAUUAAUACUCCAAGUGAUAAUCUUGUAUUCACACAGAUAAUUGAUCAAUAUCUCUUUCAAUGACAGCCUAUCAAUGUCAACAAUUAAUUCUGUGAUUAUUUGACACUCGGAAAGAUAAUUAAUCCAUUGGUUCAUCAAUCAACUAUUAAUUCUCAAUAUUAUUUAAUCUCUGUUCAUCUUAAUCAAUAUUAAGAUGGAUAAUCUAAUUGUCUCUCUCUCUCUCUCUUUAUGAUAUUACCUUUAAUUGUAAGAAUCUUGAAAACAAAUUAAUUGUUUAAUUCUGUUGUAAACGUAAUUGAUUCCUACUUUUCUAGGUACUUUUAACCUUAACCUUCAAUCACAAUCUAAUUUAAUUUUGAUUUAAUCAUGUUUAUCAAAAUCAGUUGAAUAUUAUUAUCAUCAACUAAUUAAUUGUUUAAAGAUAACAAUAUAUUUCCAUGUUAUUAUGUAUUGAUCAAAAGCAACUUAACUAAUUAAAACAAUUAAAUG
Molecule: messenger RNA, 3375 nt
Organism: Panonychus citri (citrus red mite)
Lineage: Eukaryota; Metazoa; Arthropoda; Arachnida; Trombidiformes; Tetranychidae
Source: RefSeq, a predicted model, not a curated record